This is a messenger RNA of Vigna umbellata (rice bean), 1475 nucleotides long. The record is from RefSeq and is a predicted model, not a curated record. Lineage: Eukaryota; Viridiplantae; Streptophyta; Magnoliopsida; Fabales; Fabaceae.
AUGGAUUCCUGGUCGGACGGCAUUGUUGUUUUGUUAAUUAGAUUAUGGGGAGCACAAACUCAGAGAUCGUUGCACAACUUUCAUAUUGGUGGCCUUUCUGAACGCAUGCCUCUACCCAUCGUUCGCGCCUUUGGCAUCUUGAAGAAAUGCGCUGCCAAGGUGAACAUGGAGUAUGGUCUUGAUCCUAAUGUAGGAGAAGCGAUAAUGCAAGCAGCUCAAGAAGUAGCAGAAGGAAAACUGAACGAACAUUUUCCACUCGUUGUAUGGCAAACUGGAAGUGGCACACAGAGUAACAUGAAUGCUAACGAGGUUAUUGCAAACCGAGCAGCAGAGAUUCUUGGCCGUAAGCGUGGUGAAAAGUUUGUACACCCAAAUGAUCAUGUCAAUAGAUCACAGUCUUCAAAUGAUACAUUCCCAACUGUAAUGCACAUUGCAGCUGCAAAGGAAAUAAACUCAAGACUAAUCCCCAGCCUGAAAAUCUUGCAUGAUACACUAAACUUAAAGUCAAUUGAAUUCGAAGAUAUUGUGAAGAUAGGACGAACUCAUACUCAAGAUGCAACACCUUUGACUCUUGGGCAAGAAUUUAGUGGGUACACUACACAAGUGAAGUAUGGUAUUGAGCGAGUAAUUGCGACAAUGUCGCGCAUGUAUCAGCUUGCUCAGGGUGGUACGGCUGUAGGGACCGGAUUGAAUACAAAGAAGGGGUUUGAUGCAAAGAUAGCAGCAGCAGUGGCCGAGGAAACAAAUCUGCCUUUUGUUACGGCAGAAAAUAAGUUUGAGGCCUUGGCUGCUCAUGAUGCGUUUGUUGAAACCAGUGGUGCCCUUAACACUGUUGCGGCUUCUUUGAUGAAGAUUGCUAAUGAUAUACGACUAUUGGGAAGUGGUCCACGCUGCGGUCUUGGUGAACUCAUUCUUCCUGAAAAUGAACCAGGAAGCAGCAUUAUGCCUGGGAAGGUUAACCCUACCCAAUGUGAGGCUUUGACAAUGGUUUGCGCACAGGUGAUGGGAAACCAUGUUGCGAUCACAGUUGGUGGAUCAAAUGGUCAUUUUGAGCUCAAUGUAUUCAAGCCAAUGAUUGCCAGUUGUCUCCUUCGUUCGGUAAGACUGCUGGGAGAUUCAGCUGCUUCAUUUGAAAAGCAUUGUGUGAGAGGUAUUGAAGCUAAUAAGGAAAGAAUUUCAAAAUUACUGCACGAGUCACUGAUGCUUGUGACAUCCUUGAACCCAAAAAUUGGUUAUGACAAGGCAGCGACUGUUGCCAAGAAAGCCCACAAAGAGGGAACUACUCUUAAGGAAGCUGCAUUGAAAAUUGGAGUGCUGAGCUCUGAAGAUUUCGACAAACUUGUGGUACCUGAGCAAAUGCUUGGACCAUCCGAUUAGGUACCUCGUAAAUGUUUUGUUCUAAUGAUUCCUUGUUCCACCAUCGCCUACAUUAAAGUACCUUGUUUUGAUACUAUUACGUACGUAUGCUUUAUACC